This is a messenger RNA of Terrapene triunguis (Three-toed box turtle), 645 nucleotides long. Its product is annotated as CD276 antigen-like. Gene Ontology annotation, cellular component: external side of plasma membrane. Gene Ontology annotation, molecular function: signaling receptor binding. The record is from RefSeq and is a predicted model, not a curated record. The annotation marks the transcript as partial. Gene Ontology annotation, biological process: regulation of cytokine production; T cell receptor signaling pathway. Lineage: Eukaryota; Metazoa; Chordata; Testudines; Emydidae. The transcript has 2 exons.
ACAUUCCUUCUCUGACUGGUGAAAAAACAACGGUUCACUCACGGGCUGGAGAGAACGUCACCCUCAACUGCAAAGUCAAGCUACUGCCAGAGCUGCAGAUGCAGAACCUCCGGAUCCACUGGCACGUCUUCCGAGAAGGGGAGGGCUCUGUGGUGCACAGCUACUACGCUGGGGCCGACAGGCUGCAGGACCAGGCUGGAGAGUUCCAGGGUCGGACCCAUCUCUCUCUGAGAACGCUCAGCCAGGGGUGGGUUUCCCUGGGCCUCACCAAUGUGCAGCCAGCGGACAGCGGGGAGUACCGGUGCAUUGUCGUUGACACUCACUAUGCAGUCACGGGCGACGUCAUUCUCCAAGUAUCAGUGCCGUAUGAAACCCCACAGAUCAGCGUUCUUUACCGGGAUGGCAAUGAGGUUCGCUGGCAGUGCGAGGCCAGAGGCGGUUAUCCUGAGGCUGAAGUGACGUGGCACGAUGGGAAUGGAAAGCAGCUGAUGCAGUCGGAGCCAACGGAAUUCCUGAGAACCAGGGAGGGAGUCUGUAUUGUGCAGAGCAUCCUGACAGCAAGUGUCCAUGGCGCGCGCUCUGUUUGCUGUUCUGUUCUCCACAAACUCUUACGCCAGAACACGAGCAUCUGUCACAAGCUUCCAG